AUGUCUGCCCCUCAGCAUCAAACCCCCGAAGAGGCGCAAAAAUGGCCCAAACAUUCUCAGGAGGAGUCCAUGGAGGUGGACACCCAUACUCUCGAUGGUUCUACCACCUCCGAGGACACUGACCAGGCCGAGGCGCUGGUAGAGGAACUGUCGAGACGGAUCUCGCGACUUUCAGACCCCAACCCGGAUUUGACCAGAAGGGUGACCUCAAUUGGGACCACGGGCACAAGCGAUCCUAACUAUGAAGUGGACUUUGAGUCAGAAGACGACCCGGAGAAUCCCAAGAAUUGGACGAUCAAAUACAAGGCCAUGGCCAUGACAUUUCUCUCUUGGAAUACACUCACAGUGGUUCUAUAUUCGACCUCGUACACUUCUGGUAUCGCUGACAUCGCCGCGGAUUUCGAAACCUCCAAUAUUAUCGUCACACUAGGAUUGACCUUUUAUCUGAUCGGCCUGGCCAUUGGGUCCAUGUUCAUGGCGCCCCUGAGCGAAGUGUAUGGCAGAAAACCAGUGUCCGUGCUCUGUCUGUCUCUCUUUACCAUCUUGAUCAUCCCAUGCGCGCUGGCCAAAUCGGUGGAGACGCUCAUUAUCGUGCGAUUCUUUGGCGCUCUGUUUGGCAGUGUCAUGAUCUCAACCGCACCAGGAAUGGUGUCAGACCUCGUCACGGAUGAGCAACGUGCCCUCGCCAUGUCCAUUUGGAGUAUUGGGCCAGUAAACGGACCAGUGAUUGGACCGAUCAUUGGAGGUUUCGUGACGCAGUACCUGGGUUGGCGAUGGAUGAACUGGAUCGCCAUGAUCUUUAGUGGAGUUGCUUUGGCGUUCUCCCUGAUCAUGCGGGAAACAUAUAGUCCUAUCAUCCUACAGAAGAAAGCCGCCCGUCUACGCAAAGAGACCGACGAACCGAGAUGGUGGAGUCGAUAUGACCAGAAGAUUGGUCUGGCCGAGGUGCUGAAGAUCAACCUCAGUCGACCCUUUGUCAUGGCAGCCACCGAACCUAUCUGUAUUUUCUGGAACAUCUACAUCGCGAUCGUGUACGGCAUUCUGUACCUCUGUUUCACCGCCUAUCCCAUCGUCUUCCGCGACAUUCGUGGGUGGUCUCUGGGUCUUUCUGGUCUUGCCUUCUUGGGCAUUGGUGUAGGCAGUCUGAUUACAAUCUCUUGCGAGCCUUUCAUCCGUCGCAUGAUCAACAACCAUCCGAAGGAUCCCGAGACGGGCAAGGUAUACCCGGAGGCUAUGGUCUCGAUCGUUUGCAUUUCAGCCUUCUUGAUUCCCGCCGGAGAGCUUUGGUUCGCGUGGACAUGCGCACCUGCUUCGAUCCACUGGAUUGCCCCGAUCCUGGCAGGGGUCGCGUUCGGUGCAGGCAACACGGGCGUUUUCAUCUAUGCGUCUAACUACCUCGCGUACAGCUACGGGGUUUAUGCCGCAUCGGCGAUGGCCGGAAACUCUGUCGUCAGAUCCAUUCUGGGUGGUGUGCUCCCCUUGGUUGGAUCUUACCUGUACGCGGGUAUUGGCCCCAACUGGUCUGGAACCCUUCUCGGCUUGUUAGAGGUUAUCAUCAUCCCCAUCCCGAUCGUGUUCUACAAGUACGGUUACAAGAUCCGCGAAAAGAGUGCUCUGAUCAGUCGGAUGCAAGAAGACAAGCGCCGGUUGGAAGGGAAACGAAAGCGACUUUUGGAGCGACUGCAGGGCGCGCAGGCGCACGCGAACACGAGCACCGAACCGGAGAAGGAAAAGAUGGAGGUCUAA
This is a messenger RNA of Aspergillus terreus NIH2624, 1746 nucleotides long. RefSeq names its product MFS transporter. The coding region runs from base 1 to 1746 and encodes 581 amino acids. The transcript has 4 exons. The record is from RefSeq and is a predicted model, not a curated record. Gene Ontology annotation, biological process: transmembrane transport. NCBI's taxonomy places the organism in Eukaryota, Fungi, Ascomycota, Eurotiomycetes, Eurotiales, Aspergillaceae. Gene Ontology annotation, molecular function: transmembrane transporter activity.